AUGGCUACUGGUACGUAUACUUAUGCAUAUACAUAUAUAUAUAUAUAGAUAUACAGCGACCUGGAAAAGAGGUUAGAUUGGCGACAAGUUUUACUAACUAACAACUUUAUGACUUCAGUUGUGGAUCACAAUAAGCCCUAUUCGGCAUCUUCGCCACCUCAAGAUAUCAAAAUAAUCAAGAAAGUUUUAAACGGCUAUGUUGGGUUUGCAAACUUACCCAAGCAAUGGCACAGAAAGUCGUUGAGGAGAGGCUUUUCGUUGAACAUUAUGGCGAUUGGAGAAAGCGGGUUGGGCAAAGCCACAUUGAUCAAUACCCUUUUCAACCGUGAGAUCAUGAACAGAAGAGGCGGUAAACACGAUUACGAUUUCGCUGACGACGAAGACGAAUCUGACGGAGAGGCAGCAAUAGGAGCCGGGGCAGCAGGAGGUGCGCAGAAUGGAGAUGGCAUCAACAGCAAUGUCAAGAUUAGAACCACUCAAGCCGACAUUGAGGAAGAUGGAGUCAAGUUGAAAGUUAGUAUCAUUACCGCUCCUGGAUUUGGCGAGUCGAUCAACAAUCUUGAUUCUUGGAAACCGAUUGUUGAUGAGAUCAAUAGUCGAUUUGACUCUUAUUUGGAAGCAGAGUCAAAAAUCAACAGAUCAGCAAUCACUGAUAACAGGGUCCAUGCGUUCUUGUACUUUAUUGAGCCCACUGGCCACUCGUUGAGAAGCUUGGAUAUCGCCUUGAUGAAGCAAGUUCACGAAAAAGUCAACUUGAUUCCGAUAAUUGCCAAGUCCGAUACUUUAACCGAUGAAGAAAUUGUCCAGUUCAAGCAUUCUAUCUUGGCUGAUAUCGACAACCAAGGCAUCAAGAUAUUCAAGCCCGCCCAGUUUGAAAACGAUGAUGAUGAAACUAUAGCUAACACCAAGCAGAUUAUCGACAAGUUCCCAUUUGCUGUGAUUGGAUCUACCAAGGAAGUUCAAACCAAUGACGGUAGAUUGGUUAGAGGAAGAAAAUACCCAUGGGGCUUGAUUGAGGUUGACAAUGCCGACCACAAUGACUUUGUCAGAUUGCGUCAGCUAUUAGUUCGCAAUUUCCUUGAAGAGUUGAAGGAAACAACGUCAAACAAGUUGUAUGAAAACUACAGAACUGAAAAGUUGAAAAAGAUGGGCAUUGAGCAAGACAACACCGUGUUUAGAGAAUUCGACCCAUUGGCAAGACAGGAAGAGGAACGAGCACUUCAUGAAGCUAAAUUAGCCAAGAUGGAAGCCGAGAUGAAGACGGUUUUCCAGCAAAAAGUUAGUGAAAAGGAAAAGAAGUUACAAAGAUCCGAAGCUGAUUUAUUUGCAAGACACAAGGAAAUGAAGGAUAAGUUGACCAAACAGAUCAAAUUGUUGGAAGAGAAGAAGCAGCAAUUGGAAAAACAAAAAUUGUUACCUCAGGAACCAGCACCUACAUCAGCCCCUCAAAAGACGCGUAAAGGCUUCUUACGUUAG
This is a messenger RNA of Lodderomyces beijingensis, 1476 nucleotides long. The record is from the annotation of a GenBank genome assembly. Lineage: Eukaryota; Fungi; Ascomycota; Pichiomycetes; Serinales; Debaryomycetaceae.